GCGGGGCUUGGUCUUCCAUGGUUCCUUCUUGUUGCUGCAGAGGAACUCUGUGUGCAGAGCAUUAACGAGACUCUGUAGUUGGAUCGCCCAGGAUGUGGGGCGCACGGUCCGAUUCUGCUCGGAGCCGUGCUGAUGGAAAUACAUUUGGGGGAAGCGAUCUGUCAGGAGCUGGCGCGUUGCUAUUUGCUGCGUGUGGACGUUAGAGGUGAUUAUGGCUUGAUCAAUGUUUGAAACGUUGCACGGUAAUUCAUUCGCCCCCGCUUUAGGGUGCUCGGAAGCGGGUUUUUUUUCAUUCUGGCUGGAUAGCGAAAAGGCUUGAAACGUUAUCAAGAUGGCAGCUGUACUUUGUAGUUUAUGUUAGGAAUAGAAUGAUUUGCUUUCAGGGUCUCUACAAUGUUACUUCUGAAUUUGUGGCAGCUAACGUAAAUGAAAACGUGAUCCUUGUGUAAUUGGCUAUCAGGGCGCUCGCUGUGAGCUCGCGGCUCCCUUGUGUGACUGCAUUCAGCGCUUUUAACGAGGAAUUGUACAGAAAGAAAUGCAAAUCGCUCCAGCUCUUAACGGGACACGUGGAGAUUAGUUCGAGGGCUGAAGAGAAGGUUUAGAUCCUUCUGGUGCAAAACCAAAACACAGCUAAUGCAUCUAAAUGCAUCUUAGCGCAACUUUGCAUUCAUGACCUGUCCGGAGUUUGAACAUGAGCACGUCAUGCAUUAGUUUUGUUCUACCACAAGAGCCAAAUGUAAAGUUAGAGCCGUCCUUCACAGAUAUACUCCCUUAGAGAUCCGUCUAUUGAUGGAAUGCAGGACGACACUCCAACCGCCAAGGAACUGUGUCGAAGACCAUAAGCGCACAAAGUGUUCAUUGGGGGAAACAUGGCACAGGCUAGUAGCGAGGAGAAGAAACCUCCCACAGGAGACGUUGACAUAGAUCCGGACUUCGAGCCUCAGAAAAGGCCGAGGUCCUGCACAUGGCCUUUGCCUAGACCGGAGUGUAGCACUGGGAAGCCUGAGGCGAGCGAGGCGGACAUUAUUCCCGAGGAGGAAGACGACGAGAGUGGCCCUGAUCGUCGUGUGGACGACACCAACACGCACACAGGAGAGCAAUCAAGCUACACACGAGCUAAACAGAGCCACAACUCUGGUCCUCCUGGACCAACAUUAAAUACAACUUGUAAUGACAAGGACAGUGACGGUUCUCCUUCUCCCAGCGCCUCCCAAGCGCUGGCCGCUGCAGCUACCGACUCGGGCAUUACUACCCUCUCACUCCAGCAGCCCAGAAAAUCAUCCGCACGCAGAAAUGCAUGGGGAAAUUACUCAUAUGCUGAUUUAAUCACCCAGGCUAUCGAGAGCUCCCCAGAGAAAAGGCUGACUUUGGCCCAGAUCUAUGACUGGAUGGUCAGAUCUGUGCCAUACUUCAAGGACAAAGGUGACAGCAACAGCUCUGCGGGCUGGAAGAACUCCAUACGACACAACCUGUCCCUCCACAGUCGGUUUGUCCGAGUGCAAAAUGAAGGGACGGGCAAGAGUUCGUGGUGGAUGGUCAACCCAGAUGGAGGGAAAGGUGGCAAAGUACCCCGAAGACGUGCUGUUUCCAUGGACAAUAGCAAUAAGCUAAUUAAGAGUGCCCGUGGCCGCGCUGCUAAGAAGAAAGCUGCUCUCCAAGCUGCUCAGGAUGGAAGCUCGGAGAGCUCCUCCAGUCUGUCCAAAUGGACUGGGAGUCCCACGUCCCGCAGCAGUGAUGAGCUAGAUGCCUGGACAGACUUCCGCUCCCGCACUAAUUCCAAUGCCAGCACCAUAAGUGGCCGACUGUCUCCUAUCUUGGCCAACUUGGAAGUGGAUGAGGUUGCUGAUGAUGACUCUCCCCUCUCUCCCAUGUUGUACUCUAGUCCCAGCAGCAUGUCUCCUUCCACUGGCCUGACUGAGCUGCCGCGCCUUGCUGAUCUUGCAGGUACUAUGAAUCUCAAUGAUGGCCUCUCAGACAACCUAAUGGAUGACUUGCUUGAUAACAUCAGUUUAACAGCUUCACAGUCUCCAGGCCAAGAUGAUAAUAGUGCCAGUGAACAAGGAAGCCCCGUGUUUACCUUCAGCUGCUCUGGCAGCAGUCUUGGGGUUCCCAACUCCAUGUUUAGUCCAUUGUCUGUCACCAGCCUGCGCCAGUCCCCCAUGCAAACAAUUCAGGAGAACAAGCAGGCCACCUUUACUUGUGGUUCCCACUUUGGGAAGCAAAGUUUACAGGAUAUGCUCAGCUCUGAGCCUCAUGACCACAGUGAUGUCCUACUGACCCAGUCUGACCCAUUGAUGUCGCAAGCCAGUGCCUCCAUCUCCUCUCAGAGCUCCCGCCGCAGUGGACAAGCUGGGCCUGGGGGGCAAGUGGGACUCAAGAAGGUCUCACUGUCUGGAUGGCGAAUGAAUGGAGUCUUGGGGUCAACAAGUGAGUCAGACUACCAAAGCCUGAUCAAACAGCAUCUUCAACAGUCUCCGUCCAGGAGCACAUCUAUGCAGCUCAGCUCAUCUGACUCCUUGUUGUCAGGUGUCAAUGGUAUCAUGCCCUGUGUACAGUCAUCAACUCAGGAUCGAUUCUCCACUGAUCUUGACCUUGACGAUUUCAGCGGUAACCUUGAUUGUGACAUGGACAUAUACAUGCGGAAUGACCUGAUGGACGCAGAUGACCUGGAAUUCAGCUUUGAUUCUCAUCUCUUUUUCCAUCAAAAUGCGAAUAUGAAUUCAGGGAGUAUGUCAAAUACCAAACAAACCUCAUCCCAAAGCUGGGUACCAAGCUGAUCAGCUCAGCACAUGGAAUGUGUAGUGAUGGGGCAGAACAAAGCUUUAUAAACUGUCCCAACUUUUUAAACACUGUCCUGUGUAAAGGACAUGUAUAAUAAUCUGACAACUACAGAUUACAGUCAGCUAAAUUAAAUUUACUAACACUUUUGAUGAUUUAAUGGUUUUGUCAACAAAAGUAGUGAAUUGUGAUGAACAUACGCUUGUAUAUGAUGAGGUUUAUGAAAUUGAUUUUGUAGUUUGACAACAACAAGGUUGAAAGCCUGAAAGGACUGAACUAAAGAAAACUAAUGAAGCUGGAAAUGUGUUUGGUGUUUUUACUUAAUAAAAAUGAAGUCCCUAAUUCCUUAAUCUACUCAAAGAACUAGGCCUAGAGAAGUAUUUCACCGUUACAUUUAGAUUAUCUGUAACCAUAGUUUAGGUGAUGUUCAUAUUGCUGGUACUCACAUUGAUAGAAACACAUGCAUUCUGCCAAACUAGUAAUCAUUUAAUAGACCAUUUAGUUGGCCUGUUUACACCAUAGACUAGAGAAUGGUACUGUUUUUUGUCUUCAAAAUUGACAUGGGAAUGUCUUGUGCAGCCUUUAUGUUAAUCUUUUAAACCAGAAAAAGGGAAGAAAAGUAAUUGUGUGAUGUAUCCAUUACUCCUUUCACAGAACAGCGAAAUAAGACCAGCUAAUGAGCUAUUAAAUGUGAUGCUUCAAAAUCUGUUCCUUCUCUGGUGUAAGGCAUUAAUGCUCUUUUUAAACUGUCAAAGGGGUGCAUUUAAUUGAGUACUUGAUCCUACCAAUUGUUCUAACACCUCCAUCCUAGUUUUCUGUGAUGUGUACACUAUUUAUUGUAGAAGUAAGAAACUUUACAAAUACUUACGGAUUAUUAGAGCAUCAAUUGCCACUACAUUUUUGUGUAUAGUUGGAAAACCACCAUUUAUAAGCUUUUAGGGCUACAAUGGCACACUUUUAGCCUUUGUACAUAUCUGCACACUCUGUGGUGCUCUGAAGAGCAUUGUUUUUGCUCUUAUGGCAAUAUGCAGCAAGGAACUUCACUUUGCAUGCAAGAAGCAGACCCAUUUUAGUAUUAUAGCUGCAAUCGGUGUAGGUUAGUUUGCUUACAUGGACUGUAUUUUACCUAGUUUGUUGAACUUGCAAAGCAAAUUAGCUGAUUAACAGUGAGCCUACUAUUUUGUAUGUUUAGUAGUAGUGCCAUUUAGAGACCCCUGUCACUUGGCAAACUUGCAAGUGUUACGUUAUCAUGGUUGAAUUCAAUUUUGUACCCACAACUUCAACAUCUCAAGCACCAGUGUGCAGUCUUUUUAUGAGUAAUGUUGAGUUAAGGUGGUCUUCAUUGUUUACAUAAACCCAUUGUGCUAAUAAAACCAAGAGUAUUGUACAUUGCUGUCCUGAUAAUGGAGUAUUUAUUUUAAAAUAUUAACUAUGGAAGUGUAUCCUGAUUUCAUGGUAUUAUUAAGGCAUCAGUAGGAAAUGCAGUUGAAUGCAAAGGAGAAAAGAAGUUUUAUGUUACACAUGCCCUAUAAACCAACAGACGAGUUGAGUGUUUGCUAGAAUAACAAUGUGCAUUGGAUGAUUUAGGUAGUAGACUGGGAUGGGAUAGUGCAUGUAAAUAAAGCUUUGCACAGUA
This is a messenger RNA of Hemibagrus wyckioides, 4414 nucleotides long. RefSeq names its product forkhead box O3A (gene foxo3a). The coding region runs from base 870 to 2777 and encodes 635 amino acids. The record is from RefSeq and is a predicted model, not a curated record. NCBI's taxonomy places the organism in Eukaryota, Metazoa, Chordata, Actinopteri, Siluriformes, Bagridae. Gene Ontology annotation, biological process: regulation of transcription by RNA polymerase II. Gene Ontology annotation, cellular component: mitochondrial matrix; nucleus. The transcript has 2 exons. Gene Ontology annotation, molecular function: RNA polymerase II cis-regulatory region sequence-specific DNA binding; DNA-binding transcription factor activity, RNA polymerase II-specific.